CGAUAGUGAUCACUCGCCCUCUGCGAAAUGGAACAGAACCAGGGCUUCCGAGCCUAUCGAUGAGAGAAAUCGACAGCGUGAAGAUCCCAGCUCAUUUGACUAUAGUGCAACCAAUCCAGAGCUUAAGUUAGAAAGCUUGAGCCAAAGCAAAAACCGUGCUCUUGUAAUGUCGUGUAUUGCAGGGUCGCGAUAUCGUGACUUCGUAACCGGACGACGGAUCAGCACAGAAAUACACACAUCGUGGAGUCCCAAAGUAAAACCCAGAGGGUUCUCAGGCGCCAAUGUUCACGGUGAUUAUCACAUUCCAUACGGCAUCUACGAAGUCAAUUUCAGCGUCAGGGACUGGCCGAAAGAGCCCUCAAACAAGCACUGGAUCAACCUCUUGCGACGCUUGUCACCACCAGAGCGCAAAGUUGCUCCUAGGGUUCUUGUGGGAGCCGCUCGCUUGUGGCAGAAGAAGAUCGUCGAGUGGCCGAGGGUUCAUUGUAAACAUGGCGCAGAGCCUCCAGGCCGAGGAGACGCGAUGCUAACAAGUCCAUUACGCUCCCAUGUAGUCCGGGAAGAGCAACGUAAUGGUCGGCACUCCACCCAAGUCAUUAAAUCUUGGUAUCGUUCUAUUUGGCACGGGGAACUGGGUUCAGCUCGUUGGAAGAAACAACAGUUCUUCCCGUUCUAACUCAGCAUAUCGGGUCGAUUCCGGUCCUUGGCUACGAAUACGCGGACUCAGCAACUCGUCAGAAACGCGAGAAAUGCUGAGCGGCCGACUUCGACGGCCUCCAGUUCGCCGUGCUGUCCCGAAGCUGCUGUCUCAGGCUGUCAAUACAUGACGUCGAGAAA
Coniophora puteana RWD-64-598 SS2 is the source of this 837-nucleotide messenger RNA. RefSeq lists its product as uncharacterized. The record is from RefSeq and is a predicted model, not a curated record. Bases 167 to 676 code for a protein of 169 amino acids. Lineage: Eukaryota; Fungi; Basidiomycota; Agaricomycetes; Boletales; Coniophoraceae. The transcript has 2 exons.